AUGCACAGUAAGUUGAUGCAUGCUAGUGGUUUAACUAGCUCCAUCACACCUAGAAUUAGAACUAAGCUUGAAGAAAUCAAGUACAAUAGCAGAUUAUGUACUUGCAAACCUACUGUAGGUGGCAAGUUCCAAGUGAAUAUAGGAGAGGAUCAGUUUGUGGUUGAUAUCAAUAUGCACACUUGUACAAGUAGAGAAUGGGAGAUAACAGGCAUUUCUUGUAUCCAUGCAUGUUCUAACAUUCAUUGGAUGAACCAGGAUAAUACAACCUUUGUGAGCAAGUACUAUAGUGUAGAAACUUAUAUUGAAACCUACAAAAAUGCUCUUGAGCCACUGAAUGGCAGAAAAAUAUGGCCAUAA
Ricinus communis (castor bean) is the source of this 357-nucleotide messenger RNA. RefSeq lists its product as uncharacterized. The transcript has a single exon. Gene Ontology annotation, molecular function: zinc ion binding. The record is from RefSeq and is a predicted model, not a curated record. Lineage: Eukaryota; Viridiplantae; Streptophyta; Magnoliopsida; Malpighiales; Euphorbiaceae. Bases 1 to 357 code for a protein of 118 amino acids.